Messenger RNA from Dictyostelium discoideum AX4, 978 nucleotides. RefSeq lists its product as hypothetical. The record is from RefSeq and is a predicted model, not a curated record. Bases 1 to 978 code for a protein of 325 amino acids. Lineage: Eukaryota; Evosea; Eumycetozoa; Dictyosteliales; Dictyosteliaceae. The transcript has a single exon.
AUGGAGGACCUAUUUUUUAAAGUUUACAGAAAUAUUUAUUUAAAAAAUAAAAUUUUUGAAAAAAUAAGAGAAUCUACUCAAAGCUUAUACUUAAUUGGAUAUUCUUACUAUGAAUUCCCAUUACUAUCCAUAAUUAGAACAAGAAAUGAACAUUUAUUAAAAGAAAGAUUAUAUCACUAUAAUAAAUAUAUUUUAUUAAAAAACAAUACCAUAAAUUAUAAUAAUAAUAAUAAUAAUAAUAAUAAUAAUAAUAAUAAUAAUAGUAAUAUUAAUAACAACAACAACAACAGCAACAAUAAUAAUAAUAAUAAUAAUAACAACAAUAAUAUAUCAAAACCAAACUUUUAUCAAGACACAAGCACACAAACUGAACUCGAAUCUGUAAAUAAUACAACUAAUAAUAAUAAUAAUAAUAAUAAUAAUAAUAAUAAUAAUAAUAAUAAUAAUAAUAAUAAUAAUAAUAAUAAUAAUAAUAAUAAUAAUAAUAAUAAUAAUAAUGAAAUAGUUAAUUAUAAUAAAGAUUUAGUAAAUAAUAAUUAUAAAUAUUAUUUUAAUUUAGAUUCAAAUUGUAUUAGUGAAUUAUUUAAAUGGAAUGGAAUUGAUAUUGAAAUUGUUAAACAAUUAUUAUUUAUUUAUGAAAAAGAUAAUAGAUAUAAUAAUAGACUAUAUUUAGAAGUGAAUUCAUUUUUCAAAUUAAUAGAAUAUGGAAAUUUUGAAAUUUUAAAAUAUAUAUUCAAUGAAAAUAAAAAAAAAGGUGAAAACAUUUUAGUUUCACCCAGAGAUUAUAUUUCAAAUUUAAGUUUUUCAAAAGAAACUGUUGAACAAACAAUGGAAUUUUUAAAUACAUUUUUCAAAUUACAAAUUGAAAAACCACUUUUUAAUAUGAAUUAUAAUAUAAUCUCAAUGUUAAUAAAUAUUUCAAAUAAUAAAAAAAAAAAUCUAUAUGCUGAUUUAAUUUUAAAUAAAUUUGAAUUUUAA